This is a messenger RNA of Drosophila elegans, 2190 nucleotides long. RefSeq names its product calcium/calmodulin-dependent protein kinase type II alpha chain (gene CaMKII). NCBI's taxonomy places the organism in Eukaryota, Metazoa, Arthropoda, Insecta, Diptera, Drosophilidae. The record is from RefSeq and is a predicted model, not a curated record. Gene Ontology annotation, biological process: protein phosphorylation. The transcript has 16 exons. Gene Ontology annotation, molecular function: calmodulin binding; calcium/calmodulin-dependent protein kinase activity; ATP binding. Bases 388 to 1983 code for a protein of 531 amino acids. Gene Ontology annotation, cellular component: cytoplasm; neuron projection.
AAAGCUUUUCGUUUCGGUACUUCAUCGAAUCAAACGCGACCGCAAAAUCUUGUUAGUCAGUAUUGAAUUCGAUUUUCAAGCAAACAGACGUUCUAAAAAUUUCUGUAUCUGACGCGUCGUGGUUUCCCAGUUCGCUAAAAACAUAUAUACAUAUGUAGAUAUUUUUAUGUGCAUUUCGGAACAAUAACUUACCAUAUUGUCAUUCCAAAAGAUAUUAACGGAAAAUCAAACACAUCCAUCGGGUUGACGUUGAAACAUUGAUUUUAGUGCACACAUCUAAGUAUACAUCAACUAUAGAGACAAAACUUGAAGACCCAAGAGAAGGCACUUCUGCAGAUUUGUUAAAUAUCUCUAGUCGCAAUAGAUUUUCUUAAGUGUGCCAUCGCGAUGGCUGCACCAGCAGCCUGUACGCGUUUUUCGGACAAUUACGACAUCAAAGAAGAGCUGGGAAAAGGGGCAUUCUCAAUAGUAAAAAGAUGUGUCCAAAAAUCAACUGGAUUUGAAUUUGCUGCAAAAAUUAUAAAUACAAAAAAGUUGACCGCAAGAGACUUUCAAAAACUGGAACGUGAAGCAAGGAUCUGCAGAAAAUUACACCAUCCUAACAUAGUGCGAUUGCAUGACAGCAUACAGGAGGAGAACUAUCACUACCUUGUUUUUGAUCUUGUAACUGGUGGUGAACUUUUCGAAGAUAUUGUUGCACGUGAAUUUUAUUCAGAGGCUGAUGCAUCACAUUGUAUUCAACAAAUAUUGGAAUCGGUCAAUCACUGCCACCAGAAUGGUGUGGUGCAUCGAGAUCUGAAACCAGAGAAUUUACUAUUAGCUAGUAAGGCAAAGGGUGCAGCAGUGAAACUCGCUGACUUUGGUCUAGCCAUUGAAGUUCAAGGCGAUCAUCAGGCAUGGUUUGGAUUUGCUGGCACUCCAGGAUAUCUGUCGCCAGAGGUAUUGAAAAAGGAGCCGUAUGGCAAAUCGGUAGAUAUUUGGGCAUGUGGAGUAAUCCUCUAUAUACUUCUUGUCGGCUAUCCACCAUUCUGGGACGAAGAUCAGCACCGCUUGUACUCACAGAUUAAAGCAGGAGCUUAUGAUUAUCCGUCACCAGAAUGGGAUACGGUCACCCCAGAAGCAAAGAAUCUUAUCAAUCAAAUGCUUACGGUGAAUCCAAACAAGCGAAUAACUGCCGCCGAGGCAUUAAAACACCCAUGGAUUUGCCAACGAGAGCGAGUGGCUUCCGUUGUGCAUCGCCAAGAAACCGUAGACUGUCUCAAGAAGUUUAAUGCACGUCGCAAGCUAAAGGGAGCAAUACUUACGACCAUGUUGGCCACCAGAAACUUCUCGAGCAGAAGUAUGAUUACCAAAAAGGGUGAUGGAUCUCAAGUCAAGGAAUCAACUGAUUCUUCUAGCACUACACUUGAAGACGAUGAUAUAAAAGAAGAUAAAAAAGGAAUCGUUGAUCGCAGUACCACAGUCAUAUCAAAAGAGCCUGAAGAUAUAAGGAUACUGUGUCCUGCAAAAACUUGCCAGCAAAUUACAGGAAACUCCCAGUGCUCGUCAGCAGCUAGACGACAAGAAAUAAUAAAGAUUACUGAACAGCUGAUUGAAGCGAUUAACAGUGGCGAUUUUGAUGGAUACACCAAAAUAUGUGAUCCGCAUCUAACUGCCUUUGAGCCAGAAGCGUUGGGUAACCUUGUCGAGGGAAUUGAUUUUCACAAAUUUUACUUUGAAAACGUUCUUGGUAAAAACUGCAAAGCCAUAAACACAACCAUACUUAAUCCUCAUGUGCACUUAUUGGGUGAAGAAGCCGCUUGCAUUGCCUAUGUCAGACUCACGCAGUACAUUGAUAAGCAAGGUCAUGCACACACCCAUCAGUCCGAAGAGACGCGCGUCUGGCACAAACGCGACAACAAAUGGCAGAAUGUCCACUUUCAUCGAAGUGCAUCUGCAAAAAUAAGCGGAGCUACUACAUUCGAUUUUAUACCCCAGAAGUAGUGGGCGUUAGUCAAUGGAAUAUGAACUGUCAUUAUGCACAUGUCUAAGAAAGUGCUGCAUUCAUACUUGGAAGGCGCAAGAGUAUUUUGCAAAUAAAGUUGUUAGUGCGAAUUUUAUUAUUUUUUAUUUGUUUCUAAGUAUUUUGUGUCCCCCCUGUUAUUCUACGUUAAAUAUGUAUGACGAUUAAAAAUCAUAUAUCGCAAUUCA